ACCACGAACCACAAGAAGAAGACUUUAGACAUGAGGAAGUAAUUUGCUGUUUUGCUGCCUGCUAGACGGCCCGAUUGCUCAAGUUCAGAGGAAGAAGCAGAGUUGUCGUUCACACUUGUGUUUACGGUCUGCUGUUGUGAGAGUCAUAAGUUAGAUAUGGCGGGGAGUAUCAAAGACAAGGAAGCUUUUCAGAGACUGAAUUUCCUGUACCAAGCUGCACACUGCGUUUUGGCUCAAAGUCCAGACAACGCAGAACUUGCUCGUUUCUACUGUUUCACCCAGAAAACCAUCGCACGCCGGCUUGUUCUUAGACAAGAUCCUUCAGUGAAGAGAACCAUUUGUAAGAGAUGCUGCGGCUUAUUAGUGCCUGGGGUGACUGGAGCCCUCAGACAGAGAAAGCGUAAAGGAAAGCAGAGGGUGACCGUGCUGCGCUGUCUGAGCUGUGGGCAGACGAGGAAGCUGCCCAAUAACCCGGACCACCGCCUGUGGGUGGACCAACCAGAGGCUCUGCUGGAGAACCAGCCACAGCAAGGUUUGAGCGCAUGGAGAGGGGGGUUGAGCGUGUGGAGAGGGCUGCUCAUUGCAGAUAUGAUCUUCUCAUCAACAGAGGAGACCUCAGGCCAGAAGAGCGGAGCUCCAGUUACUGCUCCCACAGAGAACCCGACCUCCGGACGCUCUAAAGGGAAAAACCUAGACACAACCAUGAAGCCGGACGCCUGAGGCCCGUCUCUGUGAACCCAAUUGUCCCUACAGACUGAUCGUUGGCACCGGUGUGGUGCUGGUUUGGCCAAUGCAAUGGUCCUGUCUGGAACAGAGAGCAGCCUUGAAGGAGAGAAGUUGUCAGUCUGUGAGACUAAGGAUUGUCAGGAGCUGAGCAGUAAACAGUAAACAGGUCUUAUUUGAUGGUCUAUUAUUCAGGGUUGCUGACCAUGGUCUAGUUUACAUUGAGUCUGUGAUAUGACAGGCCAGCGAUGACACCCGUGGUGUCAUUUUAUUGUGAUGUAAAUAAACACAUUUAUUUGAUUGUAUUUUUGAAAUCUGUAUAAGAUUAUAGUUUAUAGUCAUCUCUAUAUUUAUCAUUUGCAGUUUCUGAUUCUGAAUUUUCCAAGAAAUCUAAAUCAUAAACUAUGGGUUUCAUUUUCAAGAUAUUUAAAUAUCAACCAGAUGUUCACUAUCUGUUGUUUGCUCUUGCAAUACGGAAUAAAAAUUGAAAAAGUAAAAAAGAAA
Messenger RNA from Clupea harengus (Atlantic herring), 1227 nucleotides. It is a transcript of the gene rpp21, whose product is annotated as ribonuclease P subunit p21. The record is from RefSeq and is a predicted model, not a curated record. Gene Ontology annotation, biological process: tRNA processing. Lineage: Eukaryota; Metazoa; Chordata; Actinopteri; Clupeiformes; Clupeidae. Gene Ontology annotation, cellular component: nucleolar ribonuclease P complex.